This is a messenger RNA of Aspergillus alliaceus, 993 nucleotides long. RefSeq names its product allergen Asp F4 (gene aspf4). Bases 1 to 993 code for a protein of 330 amino acids. The record is from RefSeq and is a predicted model, not a curated record. The transcript has a single exon. Gene Ontology annotation, cellular component: extracellular region. Gene Ontology annotation, molecular function: IgE binding. NCBI's taxonomy places the organism in Eukaryota, Fungi, Ascomycota, Eurotiomycetes, Eurotiales, Aspergillaceae.
AUGCAGAUCAAGAACUCUGUCGUUUUGCUCACGGCCCUAACGGCCAGUUCUGCCGUCGCCCGAAUGCACGGCCAUGACCGCCGUCAUGCUCACCACCACUUGCAGCAUGAGGAGAAGCGUGCGGUCGGUGAUAUGGUCUACGCCAACAUCAACGGCAUCUGGCAAUCCUGGGUCAACGAGUGGUCCGGUCAUGCCACCACUUCCUCCGGCCCCGUCAUUGCCACCUCUUCGGCCACUACUUUCCCCAGCGGCAGCUCUAACGGUGGCCCUACAGCUAUCUCUUCUGCUGUCCCUACUGCCACCGGUGGCCCUGUCGUGACCACUCCCGGUUCCUGCAAACAGUGGCAUGCCACCAAGGAUGAUGACUCCUACACCCGCGAGGGCUUCGGCAAGUCGACCAAGAAUAACGGCGGGAAGUAUAUCGACUACAAGGGCAACGUCGGCGACCCUUAUGGUAGCAACAUCAUCGAGGUCUCCGAGAGCAAGGCCUGCGAGUACAAGCACGUCGUCCGCAUUGACGGUAGCGAGAAGGAGCCCUGGACCGUUGGCUUCUGGAACAAGAUGGGUCCUGAUGGCAAGCUCACCGGCUGGUACGGCAACGCUGUCCUUACCAUCAAGAUCCACCCCGGCGAGAGCAAGUACAUUGCCUUCGACGAGGAUACCCAGGGUGCCUGGGGUGCUGCCAAGGGUGAUUCCCUGCCUCUGGACAAGUACGGUGGCUACGCCUGCACCUGGGGUGAAUUCGACUUCGGCAACAGCGGCAACAAGGGCUGGUCCGGCUGGGACGUAUCUGCCAUUCAGGCCCAGGAAGCCGGUCUCGACGUCCAGGGUAUGAGGAUCUGCGACCACACCGGUGACAAGUGCUCCUGGAUCUCCAACCUUGCCAAGGCUAUGUCCAACGCCUACAGUGCUCUCGAGGCCGGUGUUGACGGCAUUGGUGGCAACCAGAUUGCUGGUGCCGUCCGUCUGCUUGUCAACAUUGACUACGAGUAA